UCGGAGGCGGCGUCGACGGUGGAGGCGCCAGGCCGGGGAAGAGGCUCGGGGAGCGAUGGCGCCCGCGCUGCGCUGUCCGCUGUGCCGCCAGAGCUUCUUCUCGGGCCGCGGACAUGUCUACAGCCACAAACACCAGCGACAGCUGAGGGCGGCCCUGGAGCGGCUGCUGCCCCAGGUGGAGGCUGCCCGAAAAGCAAUCCGGACUGCCCAGGUGGAACGCUAUUCUCCUGAGCAUGACCAGUGCUGCUGGUGUCUGUGCUGUGGCUGUGAGGUCCAGAAACAUCUGAGCCAUGGAAACAUGACUGUGCUGCAUGGAGGUCUGCUAGAACAUCUGGCCUGUCCAGAACACAGGAAAGCAACCAACAAAUUUUGGUGGGAGAAUAGAGCAGAUGUCUUGCUAAAAGAAAAGUUCCUGGUCUCCCAGCAAGAUUACUCCCGAUUCAAGAAAUCUAUGGUAAAGGCCCUGGACUCCUAUGAGGAAAAAGAAGAUGAAAUGAUUCAAAAGAUGGCAGCCCAGAUUCGAGAGGUGGAACGCAGCCGGCAGGAGGUGGUACAGUCUGUCUUAGAGCCUCAGGCAGUGCCGGACCCAGAAGAGGGCUGUUCGGCGCCUUGUAUCUGGAAAGAAACAAACAGGAUAGCCUCCAGCUCACAACAGCUCUCCUUGGACCCACUACCUGCCCCAGAACUGAACUGGAUGGAGGCCACACAGUCCCUGACUUUCAUUGGACAUCAGGACAUACCUGGAGUUCGCAAUGUUCAUUCAGGGGCUACCCCUCCCUGGCUGUUGCAGGAUGAUGAAGACUGCAACAGCUCAGCACACCAGAUUGGACCUUCCUAUGAAGAAUUCCUCAAAGAAAAAGAGAAACAGAAAUUGAGAAAGCUACCCCCAGACCGAGUAGGGGCCAAUUUUGAUCACUGCUCUAGUACAGGUGCAGGCUGGCUGCCUUCCUUUGGCAGAGUUUGGAACAAUGGACGGCGGUGGCAAUCUCGGCAUCAGUUCAAAGCGGAAACAAAGCAGUAGCCUGUCAUCAUUAAUCUCCACAACAGCAAUAUUAUGAUUAUUGUAAAAUAAAAUGUUUUUUUUUCUAA
This is a messenger RNA of Trichosurus vulpecula (common brushtail), 1089 nucleotides long. It is a transcript of the gene CENATAC, whose product is annotated as centrosomal AT-AC splicing factor. The record is from RefSeq and is a predicted model, not a curated record. The coding region runs from base 56 to 1021 and encodes 321 amino acids. The transcript is spliced from 11 exons. Lineage: Eukaryota; Metazoa; Chordata; Mammalia; Diprotodontia; Phalangeridae.